UUUGGCGGGAGUUUUAUUGGAAUCGAUACCUUUCUAAAUAUCGAUUACUCUCGAUUGGUACAAUUGUAACUUUUGUACAUGAAACAUUACCAACUUCGUGUAAAGAAUUUGUGUUCAACGAUCGAAAAGUUGCAGACAGUUAUAAUGUCAAAAGCACAUAGUCCUACUGUUUUUAAUGGAGAGGCUGACAAUUUUUAUGACCCAAAUUUUACUUUGGAUAUUAACAAAAGGAUGCGUGUACCAAAAAGUAUUCGUGUGAGUGGCGACUACACAGAAGAAGAAAUAGCUGAUACCAAUGGUUCUAGCUGGAAUCAGAUUGUUGCAGGAGAUAAAUUUGAAAUGCAUGUUCCAGACAGAAUUUUAGUUGUUGGACAGGAACAACAUGUUGGAACUAGAGCACCACCAAGAGAAAUUACAUUAGAAAAUGCUGUUUUACCACCUGAAGCAGGCAUGGUUAGAGUGCAGACUCCACCAAGGAUUUUGACACUGGAUGACCAUUAUUUUCCGGCAGUUGAUGAAGAAGAACCAAAUUCAUACCCAACAGAAACUAAGGAUUCAUUAUCAUCUAAAUCACAUGGACAAUAUUCUACAGAAACACAAAUAGUUACGCAUGCAAGAGAACAGACACCCUCAUAUAAUGCACUUAAUGUUUCUCUUCCACCUAGUGAAGAGAUACAACAUUUACGUCGACAAGUAGGGAAAUUAAAUCGUCGAGUAAUGGCAAUCGAACUUGAGAUGUUACAACGUCAACAAAGAGAAAAAAUUUUAUAUGCGUUAACAUUAACGUAUUUAAUUCUUAAAGCUUUUUCAUGGUUGACCAGAAACUGAAUUUAUAUUAAGAAAAUACAAAAUAUUUGUAUCUUGUGUGAAAAAAUGGAGCUCUUUAUCCAUAUAAAUACACGAUAUUCUGGAAGAGUC
Molecule: messenger RNA, 918 nt
Organism: Bombus pascuorum
Lineage: Eukaryota; Metazoa; Arthropoda; Insecta; Hymenoptera; Apidae
Gene: Tango11
Product: transport and Golgi organization protein 11
Exons: 5
Coding region: 79-828 (249 amino acids)
Source: RefSeq, a predicted model, not a curated record